This is a messenger RNA of Asparagus officinalis (garden asparagus), 2217 nucleotides long. Its product is annotated as cilia- and flagella-associated protein 45. The transcript is spliced from 5 exons. Lineage: Eukaryota; Viridiplantae; Streptophyta; Magnoliopsida; Asparagales; Asparagaceae. Bases 71 to 2011 code for a protein of 646 amino acids. The record is from RefSeq and is a predicted model, not a curated record.
AUCUCUUUCAGUCCCAAAAGUCCAACAACAGAGGGGACAGAGGAAAAGAAACAACUCUCCUCUCAAUUCCAUGGCCGACGACUCCGCCGCCGUUCUCAGCGACGUCGACGACGAAGACGCCUCCCCGGUCCCCGUCACCAUCUCCUCGUCCUCCUCGGAUGAACAGCAACAACGAAUACGUGACCUCCUCUCCCAGCUCGACGAAGAGCGCCGCGCUCGCCAAGAAUCCGACGAUGCCCUAAAACGCAGGGACGAGUCCAUCAACCGCCUCCGCGCCUUCGCCCAGGACGUCAUCAAGAAGCGCGACGACGCCGUACGAGACAAAGACCAGGCCAAUUCCAAGCUCGCUGAUUCAACCAAGGAAAAAGACGAGAUCUUGAAGCAGCUAGCGGAUGCAAUCAGGGAUAAAGAUGAGAUCUUGAAGCAAAAGGAUAGUCUGAAAUCGGAGAUGGAGAUGGCUGCGCAGAUGAUGGCGACUGGGAUCGACAAGAUCUCUGGAAAAGUUAGUGCGUUCAAGAAUUUCGCCGGGCCGCGGGCUGCGCUCGGUCGCAGAAGUGAUGCUAGCCGGGUCUGGCCGGCUGUUGCAUAUGGGGUGAUCAAGAGGGCGAAUGAGAUCGUGGAGGAGCUCAUGAAGCAUAUUGAUGGAGCGACGAAAUCUAGGGAUCAGGCUAGGGAGCAGAUCGAGCAGCGGAAUUACGAGAUUGCCAUUGAGGUGUCGCAGCUGGAGGCCACUAUAAACGGGCUUAGGGACGAGGUUUUGAAGAAUGGGGCAGAUAUUGAGAGAUUGGAGAAAUUGGUCUCUGAGAGGGAUGCAAAAAUCUCUGACAUGGAGAGGAAGGUGUCAGAGUUGAGGGAAUUUGGGGAGGAGAAGGAUGGCAAGUUGAGGAAUUUGGAGGCAAAGGUGGAUUCACAGAGGCUUGUCAUUAUUGAUCAGUUGAGUAAUGUCUCGAAGGUGUAUGAACAAAUUCACGAGAUAGUUCGGAUUGCUGAUGGGGAUGCGGUGGAUCAGUUGUUGGAUUCUUUGUUUGUUUGGGAGGAGGUGGAUAUGGAUGAGAAUUUGCAAACAUUAUUGAAGGGGACGGUGUCGGUUUAUGAGACUGCAAAGAUUGCUGUGGAUAAACUGAGAGGCAGAAUGGAGGAGAAUAGAAGGGAAAUUGAUGGGUUGAAGGAAAAGGUUGAUGGGUUGUUGGCGGAGAAGCAACACAUUGGGACUUUGCUGAGAAGUGCAUUGCAGUCGAAGACAAAUGAGGUGUUACAAGUGGCAGAGGAUGGGCUUAGGGAGGCUGGGAUUGAUUUGAGAUUUAAUGGACAUGGCAAAAGUGGUGUGCCAGAGGGAGAGGAUGAAGUUUAUACCUUGGCUGGUGCUUUGGAGAAUACAGUAAAAGCAUCUCAGCUUGAGAUUAUUGAACUUAAGCACUUGGUUGAAGCACUCAGGGCAGAGUCUAGUUUACUUAAAGCACAUUUGGAUGCUCAAGCAAAAGACAUUGCCCAGCAAAUGAAUCUAAUAAAGGAACUCGAAGAGAAGGAGCAUUUGGCAAAUGAAAAUGUGGAAGGUCUCAUGUUGGACAUAGCAGCUGCAGAAGAAGAAAUAGCAAGAUGGAAAGCAGCUGCGGAGCAAGAAGCUGCAGCAGGCGGAGCUGUUGAACAAGAGUUUCUGUCACAGCUGUCAGCUCUUCGUCAAGAAUUAGAUGAGACCAAGCAAGCCAUGUCUAUGUUAGAGAACAAGCUCAAAUUCAAAGAGGAGAUUGCAGCUGCAGCACUGGCUGCAAGAGAUGCAGCAGAGAACUCACUGAAACUAGCAGAUUCAAGAUCAGCAAGACUAAGAGAAAGGGUUGAGGAGCUGAGUCGCCAAAUCGAAGAAUCUGAUAACAGGAUUGGUCCAAUGAACACUCAGAACAAUCACAGAUACGUAUGCUGGCCAUGGAAAUGGCUUGGACUCAACUUUGUAAGACACCAGCCUGAUGUAUUGGAGAACACUAAUGAGAUGGAACUCUCUGAACCUCUUAUUUAGGUUUUUAUAGGAUUUUAUGCAUUUUUUUAUUGGAAGAGUAGAUUAAUUGUCAACCCUGUGUGGCCUUAAAUGAAGGGUAAUAAUAUGUUUGUAUUUUCUUAUGGAAAUGGAAGGGUUGAGUUGUAUCGAUUAUGUGCAGUAAUAUAUUGCAGACGGAAUGAAAGGCAUCAAACAAGUCAGGCGCUGGGUGCUGACGGUAUAAAUCA